This is a messenger RNA of Eruca vesicaria subsp. sativa (arugula), 421 nucleotides long. The record is from the annotation of a GenBank genome assembly. Lineage: Eukaryota; Viridiplantae; Streptophyta; Magnoliopsida; Brassicales; Brassicaceae.
AUGUCUCUCGUGACUCAAAUGCUUGGCGAAGGAGAAGUGGCGGAUUUAUGUUUGUGGGAAAACAAGAUAAAAUCAGGCAUCACACUUGUAAUGGCCACACUUAUCUGGUUCCUACUAGAGAUCAUGGAGACUCCAUUUGUACCCUUUCUAUGUUCAAUCUUGUUACUCCUGAUGCUUCUUCUCUUCCUCUGGGUCAAGUUUGGACAAAUCCUUUUCACUAGGAGACCCCCCACUCCUGAAGAAAUCAAACAAGAAGAUUCCCCAGUUAGAGCCUUAUUUUCAAAGAUCGAAGGCCUUCUCUUCAUGCUUUACGAGAUUGCAUAUGGGGAAAACAUCAAAACCUUUCUCACUGCCCUACUUUAUGUGGUCAUCGUAGACACCGUUGGGAGCUACAUCAACCUCCUCACGAUUUUGUAUAUAU